AGCGUGUCUGCAGCUGAAGCGGGACCCUUCUCGGUUUUCCUGGCAUGACCUUUUCCCUUGGCAACCACUUCCUUCUUCCGAGUAUCCAAACGGCCAUCUUUGAUCGCAGCAAAGAGUUGUCCCUUGCAUGGAAAAACGCCGCAGAGGCUUGCUGGCUGCUCGGAGCGGCACGGAGGAGGACGCGGAGUGUUCGUUACUUCUCCCCGGACUCAAACCCCCGAACGGAACCGAAGCGGACGACCGCGUUAGCACAUAAAGCGAUGAGGAAGAAGCAGACAGUCAAGCAGAGGAAGACGGAGGAGACAUCUACUAUUGUCCAGGAGUUUGCGGUGGAGAGAAUAACUCGACGUAGAAUCUUCAAUGGAAGAGUAGAGUACUUGCUCAAGUGGAAAGGCUUCACUGACGCUGACAACACGUGGGAGCCCGAGGACAACCUGGACUGUCCUGAACUGAUCGAGGACUUUCUGAGGAAUCAUUUCUCAGGCGUUGAUGAGGAAGUGGAGCAGGAGUUCGUUCUUAAAGAGGAAAUGGCAGACGAGACGGAAAUUUCCCCGUCACAGACUCACACUCAUCACUGCGAUGGUGACGGCGUGGGAGAUGCAGACUCACCCGCCGACCACAGCGCUUACCCCCAGCCGGACUGCAUCAUCGGCUCCACUGACCGAAAAGGAGAGCUGGUAUUUCUGGUGAAAUGGAAGAACUCGGGCGACGUGGCCCUGCUGUCGGCUCAUGAAGCGAGCGCCAGGUGUCCCCAAGCAGUCAUUGACUUCUACGAGCAGAGGCUGACCUGGCACUGCGGCGAAGACGAGCAGUGACGUGUGCGAUUGUAGGCCCAGGUGAACCUGCAGGACGUUUUACCUCCUUUGAGCGCCGUCGCUCAGCUGAUGUCACUGUGGAGACGAAUGCCGAAUUUGUUGCGACCUGAAGCCUUUUUCUCGCCUCAACAUGUAGCACACACACAAUCACUGUACAUAACAUGUCUUUGUCGGUGGGAAUUUCAUAUUUUAGUCCAUUUUCCCUCUCACCUUAUUGCUCUUCCUGUGUGCGGGUUGUUGUUUAGAGUGUUGUUGCACAAUUUAGCAUUAGCGUUUAGGUGGAAGAAGAAUUAAAUGUGUUACUUAAUGAGUAUAUUAACAUUAAUUCAACAGUUUACAUGCAAUAUACAGUAAAUCCCCGCUUUUAGAGUAUUUUUCACAUUCUACAUAAGCUCUAUAACAACUUGCAUAAUUUGACACUUAUUAAACAUAUUUUAAAACACUUACAUGCCUAAGUGCUUGCCACUAAUUGAGAAUGAAAAAUAACGGAGUGACUUAGAGUUACAGUACCGCCUGAUCGUCAAGCUGCCGUGUCAACCACGCUUCCGUCUCGUGCGGCACUGCCCCCAGCGCCUUCUAAAGCGGCUCGCACUGGUACGCUCCUCCUUGGGAUGUAGGCGUUCCUGAAAUGCGGCGUUCACAUAAUCCAUACCAUUUGCCUGUUCUGAUUCCAGUAAGGUUGAAAUAUGCUCUCGCGUAGGGCUGGGCGAUAUGGACCACGACAGAUAUCCCGGUAUUUUGAGGCCGAAUAGCGAUAUACGAUAUAUAUCGGUAUCGUAAACAAAACAUGCAAAGUCCUUAAAGUUGCAGAAGUGUUCUAAGUGUUGAGAGUACUCAAAUUACUUUUUGUUGUAAGUAACGUAACAUGUUUAUUCUUAUAAAGUAAUUGGUUAGCUGUUACUAUGUCAAAGCCGUUUUUGUUGUAUUUUGUUAAUUAACGUUAGGUUUAUAGCCUCACACUUGUGCGCGGCAAUAGAUGUAGCUCAGACCUGGGCAAAUUAAGGCCCGGGGGCCGCAUGCGGCCAGUUAGGCUUUUCGAUAUGGCCCGCGGGACAUUCCCAAAUAAUUUGUUUAGAUCUUUAAGAUGGAAACUGUAGCUGCCAUUAUGAUGUGCAGUGAUGUUUUCAAAUGACCGUAAGUCUCGAACUAUACAAAGUAUUUCAGUGGUUGGAAUCUGCGCUUUUGCAUGAUAUACUAGUUACUAUGGUAAUCUAAUUAGUUACUGUGGUCAUCUAAGUCACAGCAGCUCAGACGAGGCACCAAGCAGUGUGAGUGUUUCCACAGAGUGUCAGCCUGAAAUGCAGGUGUCAGGGACAGACGCGGAAGGAGAUUUUUACAAGAAAGUUCUAAUGGUCGGUGAUAAAUCAGAUACAUCAGGUAGUAGGGUUUUUUUUUUUUACCCUUCGCUUUCAUAUUUUGCUGUGUUUUGUUGCAUUUUUGUUGCGUUUCGCUUGAUUGUAAAAUAUGUGGAUUGAGAGGGGGUGUGACGUUCAUAUGUUGUCAAUCCCACAUUCUUUAUUUUCAUUUACAUUCUGGGUGUCUCAUUAAGUAAAAUAAAUGUGAAUUUCCAUUCCGUUUUUGAAGGCGGUCUGUCAUAACGUUUUUAGCAUUCAAUCAGACAUUAUUACAAGGUUCUGUAUUAGUGUUCCUAAAAAUAGAUAUACCGGUCCCUGAGACACAUUUUUUUCUCUAAAUUAGGCCGCCUGAGGCAAAAUAAUAGCCCAGGCCUUAUGUAGCUUCUACUCGCUCACUGCGGUGAAAGUAGCUGGUUGUUCAGUUUGAAACUACUCUUCAUCCACCCAGCCGCUACACUAGCUUAGUCUGCACGGGGUAUGGGCAGAGGGACUUUCAAGCCGAGGAGUGGCUUAACAUCUGACACACCCAGCGAGUAGCAGAGAGUCGCUAACAGAACUGAACAACAUAAACAGAUGAUAUUAAUGAUAAAGUCGCUGCAAGGAGAGAUAUGGCUUCUCAAGCAAAUUGGUGUAUUUGUAAAUAAAUCUGUAGUCACUCACCAAUCGCCAAAUGCAGCCGCUGACCAAAGCAUUGCAUCACUCGGGAGUCGAGAAGUCGGCCCCAGGAGGUGCCAUAUUCUUUGGAAAAGUUUGUUGUGUUGCAUCAUUGUGCGUCAGAGAAGCCUACGCACACAAGCAAGAAGUGGGGUUGAGCCAAAGAGGAUGCCCGUCAGGCGCAGAGAAGAUCAAACAGCCGUAACAAAGGCACAACAAAAGAUACGGUAUGGCGGUAUUGUCUCAAAUAUAUCUUUCUUUCUAGAAUAUGCCUGUAUUAACUGUAAUACCGGUAUACCGCCCAGCCCUUCUCUCGCGUGAACAACCACAACUUUUGUUGACUAGGUAUUAGCUUCCUGUGUGUAGUACCAUGGAACCUCGAUUUACGAACUUACUUAUUUCUUAAACAGAGGUUAUAUAUUAAAGUUUGUAUAGUAAAGCAAAUUUCUCCAUAAGAAACAAUAAAAAUAUGAAUAAGUCAGAGCCGUGACAAGGCAAUAGUUUCGUAAGCACUUUGAACACAAAAUCAAGCGCUACGCCAAACUGUAUAUCAAACAAACAUAACAAGGGGGUGAUGGAUCAACUAUUUCAUAACAAAAUUCAAAACAAUAUCACGAGUGGGCAGUGUCGACAACGGUGUGGAUACUUCCUGAAUGUUUCAAACCAAACAUCACCUGUCCCUAAUUUUCUUUGGACUCAUAUUGACUUAGCAAAAUUAGAAAAAUGCUGUAAAAAAAUAAGUAAAAUAAAAAAGACAGAAAACAGUGCUAUUGUGCUGACUGAAUGAGCACCAGAGUUCACUAAACCCUCCUGCGAUGAAUGUGCUGCUGGGCACAAAAUGGCUGCGCUGGGAGCCCAUUAAAGUUUGUACAAUAAAGCAUAUUUUUAUUCGGUUCGAGGUUCUUAUAUCGAAAAGUACGUCCAAUGAGGGGUUCCUAAAUCGAGGUUCUACUGUAGUUGUAAGCAAUGGCGACUGAAGUGACAUCCACAUUGUUGUUGCAGCUGGAACUAAUGAUUUUUCAAACAACGAUCACUUUUAUCGUCCAUGUUGCUACCAAACCGGAAGAAAGGACUUUAGCAAAAGUGGGCUGUGUGAUCCCGGAACGAGUCGAGGCAGAGGACAGGCAAGCAUACUUGCCAACCCUCCCGAUUUUCCCAGGAGACUCCCGAAUUUCAGUGCCCCUCCCGAAAAUCUCCCGGGGCAACCAUUCUCCCAAUUUCCACCCGGACAACAAUAUUCGGGGCGUGCCUUAAAGGCACUGCCUUUUGCGUCCUCUCUCACCUAAAACCUUCACCUCUUAACAGCCGCAUGCUGUCCAGGCGUCCGCUUUUCCUCCUUAUAAACAGCGUGCCGGCCCAGUCACAUAAUGUAGCAUUGGACGGGUUUAACAAAGGUCUUUACUCCAAGAUGUUAAGAGAUGCUGACACGUUGAAUGAUCUUUAAACUGGUUUUGAUGAUAACGUUAAUUUCAAGCACACAUACUCACACACAAGUGAAUGCAAUGCAUUCUUGGUCAACAGCCAUACAUGUCACACUGAGGGUGGCCGUAUAAACAACUUUAACACUGUUACUAAUAUGUGCCACACUGUGAACCCACACCAAACAAGAAUGACUAACACAUUUCGGGAGAAUAUCCGCACCGUAACCCAACAUAAACACAACAGAACAAAUACCCAGAACCCCUUGCAGCACUAACUCUUCCGGGACGCUACAAUAACAUCUACGGCUUUUGGAGCUCAGUGCACAAGUGCACACACAAUAAGAAGGAGACGAAGCAGAAGAACGAAGAAGAGACAUGGCGACGACGAGUAAGAAGAAGAAAUACGCUUGCAAGUUCCAAAAUGAUUGGAAAAAAUAAUUU
Entelurus aequoreus (snake pipefish) is the source of this 4686-nucleotide messenger RNA. RefSeq names its product chromobox homolog 3b (gene cbx3b). Lineage: Eukaryota; Metazoa; Chordata; Actinopteri; Syngnathiformes; Syngnathidae. Gene Ontology annotation, biological process: chromatin organization; negative regulation of transcription by RNA polymerase II. Gene Ontology annotation, molecular function: chromatin binding. Bases 45 to 815 code for a protein of 256 amino acids. The transcript has 5 exons. Gene Ontology annotation, cellular component: nucleus; pericentric heterochromatin. The record is from RefSeq and is a predicted model, not a curated record.